AUGACGUCUUCAUCGUCUUUAUCGCCGUUGACAACAGUCGUGGUACCGAUAGCGAAUGUUGAAACAAAUACUGAUAAUAAUAAACAAUAUUUAUGCUUAUUUUCCCUUAUUACGGCUGGACUAUUGGACGAAGAUAUGGGUUCUGAUGAACAGGAGAUUAUAGAAAUGAUUUAUCUUAUUAUUGAUACAGAUGAAAGAAAGAUGGUGACUUUAUAUCGUCAAUAUAUACGACCAUCAUUUAUAGAAACUUUGAAUGAUGAAUAUAAGCAAACAAGUGGAAUUGAUGAAACAUUAUUAUUUUUAUCCGACCUUGAUCUUAAUGAAGCAUUGAAAAAAUUUGAUAAAUUCUUGCGUGAUCGUUAUUUACAUCCAGAUUUUGGUGUUAAUUUAACAUUUGUUUGUGAGAAUUGUCUUUCUUUACGUCAAUGUCUUCAUACAGAAAGUGUUAAAAAAUCAACAAUACCAUUACCGAGUUAUUAUUGGUCGUAUUUUGAUUUAAGACAUGAAUUUCAAUAUAUGUAUAAAACGAAUGAAUGUUAUAAUACAAAUACUAUGCUUGAAAAUCUGUCAAUUGCUCCAAUAGAUGAAAUUGACUAUUGUAUGCGACAUGUUAGACAUAUGGAGUUAAUUGUUUAUCAAAUGUUGAAUGAUGGUUAUCGUUUUGAGAAACCUGAACAGAUAAUGGUUAACUUACAACAAGGCAUAUGUUCAUUAGAAGACAAUAUUGAAGAAAGUACAGUAGUUCGAGCACGUGGUUUACCAUGGCAAUGCACUGAUCAGGAUGUAGCCAAAUUUUUUCGAGGUCUUGAUAUAGAGAAGGGUGGUGUUGCCUUAUGUCUUAGUAGUCAAGGUCGUCGUAAUGGUGAAGCAUUAGUUCGUUUUGUAUCAACUGAACAUCGAGAAUUAGCUCUUCGUCGACAUAAACAUCACAUCGGACAACGUUAUAUUGAAGUAUAUAAAGCUACAGGACGCGACUUUCUCAAUGUUGCUGGAGGUAAACACUCAUUAGAUUUUUUCGUUCUUAAUGCAUAUAUUUAA
Rotaria sp. Silwood2 is the source of this 1038-nucleotide messenger RNA. The record is from the annotation of a GenBank genome assembly. NCBI's taxonomy places the organism in Eukaryota, Metazoa, Rotifera, Eurotatoria, Philodinida, Philodinidae.